Messenger RNA from Porites evermanni, 583 nucleotides. The record is from the annotation of a GenBank genome assembly. Lineage: Eukaryota; Metazoa; Cnidaria; Anthozoa; Scleractinia; Poritidae.
AUGAAAUCUCUCAACAUGACUGGUCGUUCAGUGAAUCAGAAGAUCCAAAUUUGGUAUGGUCUAACUGGAAAACAAAAUAUUUAGGCGCUGUUAACUCACAUGCUCCUUUUCGAACUAGACGUGCUAAAUUGAACAAAACACCCUGGAUUAAUUCAGCCUUGAAGAAAGGUAUGCGCUGUCGAGAUGCUGCUAAAAGGAAAGCGAUAAAAACAAAGAAUCCUCAAGACUGAGGCAAUUACGUAAAGCUCCGAAAUCGAAUCAACAAUAAAGUGAAAACCACUAAGGCAUCCUGUUAUCAAAAUAGUUUUAUUCAAUCCGAAGGAAAUGCUCGAAGGACUUGGAAAACUAUUAACAACCUCAUGUCUUGUCGUCAGAACAACCAGAUAGUAAAGGAUGUGAAAGUAAUGACAUCUUUAUCUGUAACUCUAACGAGAUUUCCAACGCCUUUAACGAACACUUUUUAACUAUUGGGCCCAGACUAGCGCGCGAAGUACCAUUAACUUCGGACGAGGAGUCUAUUUAUUUAAAAAAUAUAACUGAAAAUUACAAUAAAUUCUGUUUUCGUCUAACUACUACCAGUGAU